Messenger RNA from Empidonax traillii (willow flycatcher), 3323 nucleotides. It is a transcript of the gene CCDC66, whose product is annotated as coiled-coil domain containing 66. The record is from RefSeq and is a predicted model, not a curated record. The transcript is spliced from 18 exons. Gene Ontology annotation, biological process: cilium assembly. Gene Ontology annotation, cellular component: cilium; microtubule. NCBI's taxonomy places the organism in Eukaryota, Metazoa, Chordata, Aves, Passeriformes, Tyrannidae. Gene Ontology annotation, molecular function: microtubule binding. The coding region runs from base 185 to 3022 and encodes 945 amino acids.
ACUCCAUCCCCCAGCGCUCCCGGCCCCGCCGCCCCGCAGUGCUCCAGGAGCCCAUUGGCAAAUCCCGCCUUCGGGAAGCCCAAUCGCCGCCCGGCUCCUUCAGCGGGGCCGCGGCCGCGGCUCACGGAGACGGGGUGGGCGAUGCGCGGAGCUCGGCGCGGCUCCGCGGCCGCCGGGCACAGCCAUGAACCUGGGUGAUGGACUGAAGCUUGAAACUGAAGUGCUGGAUGGAAAGCCUAGGCUAAUUUUAGCUGCUUCUGACAAAUCAAAGUCUGCAAUGAAGAUGGGGAAUAAAGCCAGAGCACCUAAACAGGCAUUGAGAACAAGGCACACCGGGCAUGUCCUGAGGUCAACACAAAAUGCUUGUAUCAAGCAGGAAAAUGUAGCAAAGCCAAGGACCGAAUCAAGCUUAUCAAUGACAAAAGGUGAAAAACUGCAAGUUGCUAAACACUCCUCACACGAAGCCACAACUAAAAGUCACUCUUUGAUUUUCCAAAGAGAUGGCACAAACAGAUAUCCUGAUUCAGGGGAUCCUGAUAUUGUGCAAAAAGCUAAACCAAAACCUCAAACCCCAUGUGUAUCAGGUGAAGACUCGACAAGUUUGGUGUGUUUAACACAAGAACAGCUCCAGCAGAUCUUGAUGAUUGUUAAAGAAGGAAGUAGAAGCAUCUCUGAGACUCAUAAUGAAAAGCAAGAGGAAAUGGCUGCUAAUGAGGCAUCAGAGGAAAAUGUUGUAGCAUCACUCCAAAAAGAUUGUGAAGUUUCAUCAGUUCCAGAUGAAACCAACUCUGAUUCAAGCAGAAAACAAGAAGCCCGUCCACAGCCAGGACAGAAAGUUAUAAAGGAUUCCUGGAAACCUGCUGACAUAUUUAGUACCCUGGGUGAAAGAGAAGGGGAGAAAGCCUUACUGGAAUUUAAAAAGACCCAGUGGAAGAAGGAAUUAGAUGAACAGGUGGCACUGAAGAAGAAACUGAAAGAAACACUGGAGGGAGAGGUGGGAUAUUUCUGGGCAAAACCUGGCAAUAAUAAAACCCAUAAAGAGAAAGUGGAAACAGCUGACCCAGAUCAGCCAGUGUUUCCAGCUGACUCAGUCAGUGCCACUGAGGAACACUGUGCCUGUACAGCUGCUUUAGCCACAGAGGCUGCUGAAGUUCCACUGAAUGUUUCAAGAGCUCCAGCUGGGCAGUCUUCUGAUUUCAGUUCUUCUGACUUUCCAGCUGGCAAUUGCACAGCAUUUGUUUUCAGGGCAGAAGAGCAUGACAGAUGGGCAGUGCAUUUUGAUUCUUUUAAGAACCACCUUAAUGCUAAUGCACAACACCCCCUAAAUGGAAUGCACAAAAAGCAGCCCGAAAGUCUUUGCCUGUCACCUGACCCUAAGGAGCUGACUGCUUUUAUUCACCCUUUUUCACCUGCAGCUUUAGGCAAUCUCAUGCCCUUAAAGGUGGGAAAUGCAGAAAAAGCUGCUAAAAAUGGUGCUUUGGAACAGACUCAGAAAGUCAGUUUCCUCCGUUCAAUGACGGCUCUCCUGGACCCUGCACAGAUUGAGGAGCGAGACAGGAGGCGGCAGAAACAGUUAGAACAUCAGAGAGCAAUAAUGGCUCAGGUGGAAGAAAAACGGAGGAAGAAACAACAGGAGGAAGAGAAGAGAAAAUGGGAGGAGCAACAGGAAGAACUGCGCCUGGCACGAGAAAAAGAACAACUGCAGAAACAGUUUGAAGAAGAAAUGCUGAAACAAAAACAAAAGGAGGAACUUGCAACUCUUAAAACCAAAGAGCUCUAUCAGACAAUGGAGAAAGCUCAGGAAUUAGCCCAGAGAUUAAAACAAGAACAGCACAUUCCAGACGUGGUUCAGAAGGCACAUGACAUUUGCAAAGUUCAGAACAAUCCUGGUGGUGGUGAUGCACAAUGUGAAACUUGCAAUUGUGCCAUUUCACAUCCAAGUAACAGCUUUCCUGAUGAGGUCAAGAGCCCCAGUGAGCAGCAGGUUUCUCCUCGGAAGGACACGGCUGUGCAGACAGAUUACUUUAAUACUUCAGCCUACACUGAGUCAGCUGAGGAAAAAACUGUGCGUUGCGAAUCACCUGAUAUUUCUAUAGAAUAUAAAGAAACCUCUAACAGCAAAAAAUACCAGAAGGAAAUGCAGUAUAUAGAUAAAAAUAAAAUAUCAGGAAAAGAGACUCGUGGCACUUACAGUGACCUAUAUGACCAGUAUGCCAGAAAGGAAAGACAAAUUAAAUCUUCAGAAAAAUACAGCAAAAGACCUGACUGGAACAUAAACAAGCCUGGGAAAAGAUACAUUCCAGCAUCAGAAAGAUACCCUAAACAACUACAAAAACAAAGGGAAGAAAACAAAGUGAGGAGACAGAUGGAGCUGCUUCAGCUGAUGGAAAGAAACACCCCUGGGCACCUCUGUGCAAGGAAGGGGGGAGACUGGGACAGGUCUCCCUCACCUCGGGAAGAAACAGCUGGGAGGAAUAAGGGGCACAGAGGCAGGAAGGAAGAACAAUUCCGUAAGAAGCCCUUGAAUGAAGAAAGAUCCGAAUCGCCACCUGUUCCAGCAGUUAAGAACAGAUUACUCCAAGUCCAACAGAGACAGAUCCACGCUUCCAAUUUCCUGGGGCACAACAACAACAGCAGGAGAGAGAAAAGCAUCAAGGCAGAUCCCAAGCAGAGGAGCUCCCCUCCUGCCCCAGAGGCUGCUCGGCCUCCCUCGGCACAGUUUGUCCCCUACGUCCGAACAAACGAGGUGUAUUGCCUCGACCCCGAGGCACCGGUGACCAGACCUUCAACACACGACCCACAGUAUCGACAGCCCCAUGGUUCUUACCAAAUGCCACGACAGAUUUUUAGCUCAGAUCACGUUAGAGAUCCUCUUCUAAACCCUGAUGUAGUUAGAGAGAGACAACAAGCAAUUCUCAAAGGAUUGUCAAAAUUACGCCAGGGCCUCCUGCAGAAGCAGAAGGAGUUGGAGAACACUCUGAUUCCCCCUGUAGCUCAAGAGAACUUCGUUCUGCCAUUUUGAGAGGUACAUGUGAAUGUUCUGAAUUCUUAAAAUGGAAAUGCACAGCACUUUGCCACUGUAAUUAAUUAUGAACCAUCUCUAGCUUUUUUUAUGAAAUUUAAAUUAUGAGAAUUUUCAUAGAUUACAGGGUCGCAUUUUUAUAUUGAAGGUACAUUAAACUAAUGGUGGUGUGUCUGUUCAGAAUGGUCUUCAAGAUGUAAGUGAAUUUAAUAUAAACCACCAAAACCCAGAAGAAAACUGUUACAUGGGGUUUUGUAGACUCAAGUGUGUGUGUUUUGAUAAAUAAAAAGAUUAAGAUGUA